AAAACUUCCCAACAGGACCAGCCCGCUGCUCAGGCAGCCCAGUGUGUGUAGUAAGAGCCAUAUCGGGGGCCGUGCAGAUUGUUCUGAGGAAAGUUGAUGGAACGUUUGGUUAUCUUUCGGAUCCUAGCGAAUCAUUAAAACUUCGUAUUGUUGGCUACACGAGGAUUCAUACUGACAAGACAUUAGCUGCAUUUAUAUUCAAACUUUUUAAAGUGUCAAUGGGCUGACGACCUAAGCUAGCUAGCGUAACGAAUGGGCUAGCUAACUAAAGGUUUGGAGAGCGAUUAAACUAACGUUAGCUAAACUUGCCAGCUAAAAGUUAGAUGAAAACGUAGCUCGGCUACCAACAAUAAUAGCUACUACUGUUGGCGUAUGUUUCUGGUGUUAAACCCAAGUUUAUUUCGACUGAAUGUGCAGGUAACGUUACUAUUUUGGCACUUAAACUUCAUAGCCUGCUAGAUAAUUCAGGAGCUAACGUUAGCACAGCUACAGUAGGUAUGGGUUUUUUCUAGUUACUAAGCUAGCUAGCAGUAAUUGGGGGUUAUUUUUCACUGUCCGUAGUGGAACUGGGUCAACGUCCACGUACACCCUGAUAAGUAGCUAUAGCUACAUAAAUGUGCCUUGUUCCUUAAAACUAGCGUAACUUUAUAGGUGAAUAGCUAGCUAGUCUUAGCACUCUAACUAGGUAACGUUACUAGUUAACUUAAUGAAUAGUUACGUUUCAGAAGUUGAUCCACAAAUAAACUUGACCAGAGUGGCGACGUGGAGGAAAGUGGCAAACGUGUCUUACCAGGACAUUGGAAUACCAUGUUGGGACCGUCUUGACCAUUUGUGAAAUCGUUCUGAACGAUUCACGAGCAUUCCAAUGAGUGUAGAGGUCGUUUGAUUUUGCAGCAGCUUUGCACCCUAUGGUUCUGCUACAGACACCGAGAAAUGGAUGUUUCCAAGGCUGGUUUCCCAAACGAUGAGGGGCGACCGAAAGACACUGGAGAGCAUGACUGGACAGAUUCCCCCAACGCAAGAGCUUGGGCUCAUUCUGCUCCUCUUUCCCGGUCGCUGUGGACGGCUGUGUUUGACUAUGGAAGUACUGGAGAAGACGAACUUAGUCUGCGGCGGGGGGACGUGGUUGAGGUCCUCUCGAAGGAUGCUGCGAUCUCGGGAGAUGAAGGAUGGUGGACGGGUAAAAUUAACCACCGAGUUGGGAUUUUCCCUGCGAAUUAUGUUACUUAUCAACCUGCAAUUUACAGACUUCCCGACGGUAGCACUGUAGGGGUGCGGGAGCGUCCGAGUACUCCCGUGCAAAUAGAUUUUAGUGAACUCGUUUUAGAGGAAAUAAUUGGUGUCGGGGGAUUCGGUAAAGUUUACCGAGGGGCAUGGAAGGACCAAGAGGUUGCUGUAAAGGCAGCCCGACAGGAUCCUGACGAAGACAUUACUGCAACUUCGGAUGGUGUUAAACAAGAGGCCAAGCUCUUCUCCAUGCUACAACAUCCCAAUAUAAUAAAACUUGAAGGUGUCUGUCUUGAGGAGCCGAACCUUUGCUUGGUGAUGGAAUAUGCUCGUGGAGGGACUCUUAACCGGGCUUUGACAGGCCGGAGGAUACCCCCACACAUUCUUGUCAACUGGGCUGUUCAAAUCGCCAGGGGCAUGCAUUACUUACACGAGGAGGCUGUUGUGCCCAUUAUUCACCGUGACCUGAAAUCCUGCAACAUUUUGUUGCUUGAAAAAAUAGAGAACGAUGACAUUGGAAGGAAGACUUUGAAGAUCACAGACUUUGGCCUAGCCAGAGAGUGGCACAACACCACCAAGAUGAGUGCUGCUGGCACGUACUCAUGGAUGGCUCCCGAAGUCAUCAAGUCCUCCCUCUUCUCCAAAGGCAGCGAUGUCUGGAGUUAUGGGGUCCUGUUAUGGGAGUUGCUGACAGGAGAGGUACCUUACCGUGGGAUUGAUGGGCUGGCUGUGGCCUAUGGUGUGGCUGUCAACAAGUUAACCCUCCCUAUUCCAUCCACCUGCCCAGAACCCUUCGCCAAGCUCAUGGAAGAGUGCUGGGAGCAGGACCCCCACAUCCGGCCGUCGUUUGCCUCUAUCCUGGAGCAGCUGACAGCCAUAGAGGAGGCGGUGAUGGCCACUAUGCCCCAAGACUCCUUCCACUCUAUGCAGGAGGACUGGAGGGUGGAGAUCCAGGAGAUGUUUGACGAGCUCAGGACAAAGGAGAAGGAGCUGCGUUCGCGUGAGGAGGAGCUGACGCGUGCGGCGCUGCAGCAGAAGUCCCACGAGGAGCUGCUGAAGAGGAGGGAGCAGCAGCUGGCGGAGAGGGAGAUCAACGUGCUGGAGAGGGAACUCAACAUCCUCAUCUUCCAGCUCAACAAGGACAAGCCCAACGUCAAGAAGAGGAAGGGCAAGUUCAAACGCAGCCGCCUCAAACUCAAGGACGGCAACCGCAUCAGCCUGCCGUCAGAUUUCCAGCACAAGAUCACGGUUCAGGCGUCACCCUCCAUGGACAAGAGGAGGAGUCUGAACAGCUCCAGCCCCCCCAGCAGCCCCACACUCAUACCCCGACUCCGGGCCAUCCAGUUGUGUGCCCGCAUUGACAGUAUUCGAAGGGGCAGUAUGUAUGUGUAUCACCAGGAUGUGGAUAUCACCAGCGAGUGCCAGCCCUCUACUGGGUUUAGGAAGAAAGUGACUCUGGACGAGAGCAACAGGACAUGGGGACGAAGCACCAUCUACAAGCCGGAGGAGUUUGAUGACGUCAAGAAGGGGAUUAAGAAGAAGGGGCGAACGUGGGGACCGAGCUCCGUUCAGACCAAGGAGCGGGGAAACUGUGCUGAAAGAGUGAGGCCACUGUCUGAUGGAAACAACCCCUGGUCCACCAGUCUGGUGAAGUCCCAGAAGUCCGUUCCAUUGGCUGCAUUGUUUGCAGAGCAGCAAGGGACCAAUAAAGAUGAGAUAUGCUCACCAGAUAGCUCGGACAACAGCAAACCAAAGCAACUAAAGUUCCCCAAUCAGGUCUACAUCGAUCUACCUCUGUGGAAGGAUGAGCAGCAGCAGGGGGGUGAGGGGACGGCAGGAGGCUGCCCUGGGGAAGGCCUGGAGGACACCAGCACCACCUCAGCCAGCUCCACCAGCACCACCCCCCAGCACACCCCCACCAACAGUCUGAAGAGGGCCUCAGCUCGUCGCCGGACAGAUACCGUGCUUUACGUCUGUGCCUCAAUGCUGGCCUCGGUGGGGCUGGGCUUCGACCUGCGUGACACGCUCAAGGCCCCACCGGGAGACGACCCUGAGCCCCAGCCCAGCGUGGAGAAGAAGAAGAAAGAGGGUCUGUUUCAGCGCGCCACACGCUUCCGCCGCAGCACCAGCCCCCCUUGUGGACGUUCCUCUCGCAAGGAGGAAGCAGCCUUAUCCUUGUCGGCGGGCGCCCAAGGCCCUGUCAACCUCAUCUCCAUGUCCUCCAUCUCAGAGUGCAACUCCACCAAGUGCCUCCUGCAGUCAGACGCGGAGGGGCCUGAGCCCAUCCCUGUGAAGGAGGUAGACCCCAGAGCACAGCCCAACAGCGGCUCCCAGCCACAGGGUCCGGGCAGCAGGACUCUAGCUGAGGUCAAGCCCCUCCCCCAGCCUGCAGCCCCAGAGCAGACUCCGCCUCAGAGCAUGGGCUCUAGCCUCCGAAGGAAGAACUCGUCUGUCGUUCAGGACACUAAUGGUACAUCUGGCUGUCACACGACCUCGUCGGGACAAUCUUCCACCAUGACCUCUCAGAAGAAGUCUGACAGGGAGGAGACCCCUGAGAGAGCAGCCAGUGGGGAGACUGUUGCUUCCAGACCCCGGCCUUUGUCCCUCCGUGGCAAACCCCACUCAUGGGGUCUCUUGAGGGGCCAAAACAAGAGCUACUCCCUGGGCCACUACUCUGGCGAGAAGAGCGCCAGGAGCCUCAACAUCGUCCUCUCUUCCGCUGAGGUCAAGAUGGACUGCUCUCUGCUUGACAUGGACACGGAGGGGCAGAAACGUGACUGCACCGUGCCCCUCUGCCGAAUUCAGAGCAGCCCCAGUCGCCCCUCCGUCUUCGAACUAGAGAAAAAGUUCUUGUCAUAGCAGAAAUAAGCUGCCUUAUUACCAGGGUACCAGAGCAGAAUCUUUAACGUUUGAGUUGGAUCAACAACUCUUAUUUGACAUUCCAGGGCAUUCCACUGCCCUCAUGUUUUUUUAACCUGAAUGUGGGCCACUGCUGCUUGAUGAUACCUGUGCUUUUUUAUUUAUAUCUGUAAUAUUUUGAUAGGUAAUUUAAUAUUGGGGGAAAAAACAUUUCAAUAGCAUCAGGUUGAUUGAAUACAUUCCAUUUUUUGUUGCAAAAAUGGCGCCAUUUCUGCACACACACUGGUUUGGAACGUGGCAUCUCAAGUUAGAAAAUGAUGCGUACUUUAAAAUGUCAAACAAUGUUCAUUUGCUUUUGUCUAUAAAUACAUUUUUCUCCAAUUUGAUUUAAUGCUGGUUAUUAUUUUGUUUUCUAUUGAUUUUGUUCAUCGAUUCUAUUUUAUAGAUGCCACAGUGUUUAUUUUAGGACAAGUUCUGUCCAAUGUCAGAGGUAAUAUUGAAUGUCUUUGGCUCAUCUUUGACUUCUGUCUGGAAGUCAACAUGUGGCUCAACUGACAGAUGUAGAGUAACAGUGCAACCAACAACACUGGAGAUCAUAGUCUCAACACUGAAACACUAAGCAAGGCCUGGUCAGCCACUACCUUACCACUAUAUGACUAGACAAGCGUUACAAACAACUGAACCAGUACCACUACUGUACAGACUAUUCAGCAUUAUUCGCUGCUAUGUUUUUUGUGGAAUAUGACCAUUUGGCUCGAAACCAAUUCACAUGGGAGCUUAGUCUACCUAGCUUCCUGUGCAAACACUAUUUUGAAGAACAAAGAAAUGGUGAUUGGAUGGGGGGAAAGUAUGAAGGUGUGUUAUUUGGCUUAUCAUAAAUGUAUAUUCUGUAUGAAUGGUUAUCAUCAUUACAGUAUUGAUUAUUUCACACCUUUGUUCCUAAAGAUGGAAUGACAUUUUGAAAAAAAACAUAUUCCAAUACUUGUUUGGGUAUCAGAUGCAGUAUUCCUUAGCUUUUUGUUAAUAUGAAAAUGAUUGUUGACUGGAACCACCUUUUUGAUGCACCUAGACUAUUCAAGUUGUUAUCGUCUAAAUAUUCAGUCCCAUGCAAGUCAUCAGUACCGAGCAACAUGUAAAACUGUCCUGUAAAUAUCCAACGUUCAGUAUUUGUUUGUCCCGUUUAACUUUCAAUAUUUUUUGAAAACCGUAUAAUCUCCUUUUGUAGUACUGUUUUAAAUCUUGAGUACUUCUCUUUAUUUAAAUCAACAUUCCUCACAGUACAUCCCAGUCAGCUGUUGAAGGUCAGUACAACUGGAAGAAUAUCUUAUUUAAAAAAAAAAAUAAUGAAACACUGCCUUUGAGAUCACAUUGUCAUAGCUAGAUAAUUUAUGGGGUCCUUGCUAUAUCCUGACAUGUUAUGCCUGCCAUUAAUACAACAACUUUGAUAAGGCUUUCUUUUUCAUACUUUUUAUUAGCAUUGUGUUUGCUGUGCUUGGGAGAAGAACAGUGCAAGAGAUUGAGACAGACAUUUACAGAUCUUUAUUUAUUUUUUUGAAACUUGUUUUAUCACAUUUUGUUCACACCGCAGAAUCCCAGUGCUGUUUUAUCCCCAUAUUAACAAUCACAGGCUUUAAGUAAUACAUCAGUUGACCUCAACCUUCUUUUAUACUUGAACCACUUCAAGAAUGGCUGAUUAGCAUGAUAGGUCUUUCAACCAGCAUGAAUCCUCAGAAACCCCCCACGUUCUUUCUGGAAAUGUAAAUCAAGUCAAGACGACCAUACUAAACAAAUCUGAAUGCGUACCUUCAGAAAGUACUUACACCCCUCGACUUUUUCAAAAAUGUUUAGUCAAUUUAAAAUGUGUUCAAUUGAAAUUGUGUCACUGGCCUACACCCAAUACCAUGUUUUUUUUUAGAAAUGUUUACAAAUUAAUUAAAUAUGAAAAGCUGAAAUAUCUUGAUUCAACAAGUAUUCAACCCCUUUUAUGGCAAGACUAAAUAAGUUGCAUGUGUGCAAUAGUAUUUAACAAGAUUUUUGAAUGACUACCUCAUCUCUGUACCCCAUACAUACAGAUAAUUGUAAGGUCCCUCAGUCAAGCAGUGAAUUUCAAACACAGAUUCAACCACAAAGACCAGAGGUUUUCCAAUGCCUCGCAAAGAAGGGCACUUAUUGGUAGACGGGUAAAAACAUUUAUUUUUAAAAGCAGACAUUGAAUAUCUGUUUGUGCAUUGGUGAAGUUAUUAAUUAUACACAAUCACUAAAGAUACAGGCGUCCUUCCUAACUCAAGUUGCUGGUGAGGAGAAAACUGAGGAUGGAUCAACAUUGUAGUUACUCCACAUUAGUAACCUAAAUGACAAAGUGAAAAGAAAGCCUGUACAGAAAAAAUACAAAAAAAGACAAAACAUCCUGUUUGCAAUAAGGCACUAAAGUCAAACUGCAAAAAAAUGUGGCAAUGGAAUUAAACUUUGUCCUGAAUACAAAGCAUUAUUUUGGGGGAAAAUCCAACAAUCGCUGAGUACCACUCUUCAUAUUUUCAAAUGGUGGUGGCUGCAUCAUGUUAUGAGUAUGCUUGGCAAAACUUGAACAUGACCAUCAAGCAAUGAUCAACAAUCAACUUGACAAGAGCUUGAAGAAUAAUUUUAAUAAUAAUAAUAAGUGUGCAAAUAUUGUACAAUCCAGGUGUGAAAAGCGCUUAGAGAGACUUACCCAGAAAGACUCACAGAUGUAUUCUCUGCCAAAGGUGAUUCUAACAUGUAUUAAGUCAGGGGUGUGAAUACUUAUGUAAAUCAGAUAUUUCUGUAUAGGGUAUUGCGUGUAGAUGUGUGACUUGUCAAAACUUCACGCCAGGGUAAGCCUACACAGCCCUUAUUUGAAGUGUAAAAAUCAAUGGUGGAAUAACGAUUGAGACCAUUCCCCUGUUUAACCGCUAGAUUCUAUGGGUAUCUAUGACUCAUACUGCGGUACUCUAUAGCAGGGUUUCCCAAACUUGGCCCUGAGGAUCAGCUGUGUAGUGCUGGGGGGGGGGGGGGAGAGAACCCUGAGAUAGACGUGAAUGAGCUCUGCUGUUGAUCUGCAGACUCUGUGUUGACGAGGGAGAAAACAACCUGUCUCCUAUGUUCCCAACACUUUCACCAAAGCUCAAAGUCACUCACAUUCCAUGAGACAGAUUUUUGAUACUGUAUUUUUAAAUCAGCCGUUUGGUUUGUGAAAUUAUGUAAAAGUAAAAUUGACAAAUAUAUUUUAUUAAAAAAGAAAGUUGAUUUGUUAUGUAGCAUCCAUGUACAUACUUUUAUUUGUGACCUAGUGUAUGUAUUCUAGUUAUUUCCUGAAUGAAUCAUCUGUAUUGUGUUUAUCCCAAGAAAUGGAAUACAUUGUAAUAGAUUUUUUUUUCUUCAUAGAUGAGGUUAAACCUGUAAAACAUGAAAAUGUAUGAUUUGUAAAAACAAAAAAUCCUAUCAUACAUGUAUUAUACACACAUUGUUAUAUGGUUAUCAAAAACCAUAGUCUGAAAACAUAUUGCCAUUCUGUUACAAUUCAAAACAAUCUAAGUCAGAGCAUAAUAGUGAGAGUAAUUUUAUUCAGGGUUAAAAUUGUUGCUGCAUGCGUAAGACUGAAUAAUGAAAUGUGAAAUAUAUGAUUCUGUCCCAUGUCAUGUUGGUGGAAACAGAACAAAUCUAUAGUGAUAUGAUGUUAAAGAUACAGGUAGGAUGCAUUCAUAAAGAGCAAUCAAAUGGACUGUCGAUCUUACACAAAAGGAUUUGUUGUACGAUCUGAAAUUGCAAUUUAUGAAUUGUAGAUUUUAAUUGUUGUCUGAGAUGACUGUAGUAUAAGAUAAACAAUUAUUGUUCAUAUUUGUUUUGAAUUAUUAGUGUCCCUUCUGUAAAUCAACCUCAAUAAAGAUAUCCGCAAGGAUAUGUUUGUCAAAGCAAAA
Oncorhynchus masou masou (cherry salmon) is the source of this 8018-nucleotide messenger RNA. RefSeq names its product mitogen-activated protein kinase kinase kinase 21 (gene map3k21). Gene Ontology annotation, molecular function: ATP binding; MAP kinase kinase kinase activity; protein binding. The transcript is spliced from 11 exons. The record is from RefSeq and is a predicted model, not a curated record. The coding region runs from base 934 to 4086 and encodes 1050 amino acids. Lineage: Eukaryota; Metazoa; Chordata; Actinopteri; Salmoniformes; Salmonidae. Gene Ontology annotation, biological process: protein phosphorylation; signal transduction. Gene Ontology annotation, cellular component: cytoplasm.